Oncorhynchus nerka (sockeye salmon) is the source of this 7922-nucleotide messenger RNA. Its product is annotated as sodium-coupled neutral amino acid transporter 3-like. Gene Ontology annotation, molecular function: L-glutamine transmembrane transporter activity; L-histidine transmembrane transporter activity; L-asparagine transmembrane transporter activity. The transcript is spliced from 17 exons. Gene Ontology annotation, biological process: amino acid transmembrane transport; L-glutamine transport; histidine transport. The record is from RefSeq and is a predicted model, not a curated record. Gene Ontology annotation, cellular component: plasma membrane. The coding region runs from base 399 to 2039 and encodes 546 amino acids. Lineage: Eukaryota; Metazoa; Chordata; Actinopteri; Salmoniformes; Salmonidae.
GCGGAACCUGGACACACUCAACAUCCCACAUUCAAUAGAUUAUGAGCUACAUUUUUAUAGUGAACACAUUACAUUUACACGGCAAUUGAGAAGGAGCGCACACGGAUCUCAUAAAAUAUUGAUUGCCGUAUAACAGGUAACGGAGUGAAGAGCCACAAGACAAAGAAAAAACAGCAAAGAAGCAGAUGCAAGAUUCGUGUGGAGAUAUUCGGACUGAGUACAUUGGCACACUAGUUAUCUCUGACUCCUGAAGGAAAAGAGGAAAAGAAAAGAGGACAUCACACACACACACACACACACACACACACACACACACACACACACACACACACACACACACACACACACACACACACACACACACACACACACACACACAUCCAUCCAUCAGCACAAAGAUGAGUGACGAUAAAGCAGCUGAAAGCGUUGAACCUGCUCCACCAUCUCCAGCACCAGCGGCAGCACCAGCUCCAGCACCAGCAGCAGCACCAGCUCCAGCACCAGCGGCAGCACCGGCGCCAGCAGAGAUGAACUCUAUUCCCAAUGGGAAAGGCCAUGAGCCUGGGGAGGAAACCACAGCGGCAGCCAAAAUACCACCAGGAGACACCACAGAGCAGGAGAUUGUUCCUAAUAGUGUCCAAAAUGUCAGAAGUGAGGAUCCAGAGGCUAACCUUGCAGAGAGUCAGGAGUUCCUGUCUAGCAUGGAGGACAAGAAGACCACAGGCUUCACAGACUUUGAGGGGAAGACCUCUUUCGGAAUGUCAGUAUUCAACUUGGGCAACGCCAUCAUGGGAAGUGGAAUUCUGGGAUUGUCGUACGCCAUGGCCAACACAGGGGUCGUCCUAUUCCUGGUGCUCCUGACGGUAGUGGCUGUCCUCUCAUCUUACUCCAUCCACUUGCUACUCAAGUCCUCUGGCAUUGUGGGUAUCCGGGCGUAUGAGCAGCUGGGCCAAAGGGCGUUUGGAACGCCAGGCAAGAUGGCCGCCGGCAUCGCCAUCACACUGCAAAACAUCGGAGCCAUGUCCAGUUACCUGUACAUCGUGAAGUAUGAGUUCCCUCUGGUCAUCCAGGCCUUCCUGGGGGUUGACAAUCCAUCAGGUGAGUGGUACAUGAAUGGGAACUACCUGGUCAUCAUGGUGUCCAUCAGUGUCAUCCUGCCUCUGGCUUUGAUGAAGCAGCUAGGGUACUUGGGCUACACCAGUGGCUUCUCCCUCACCUGCAUGGUCUUCUUCCUCAUCUCGGUCAUCUAUAAGAAGUUCCAUACCCCCUGUCCCUUUAUAGACUUUGCCUUUAACAGCACAGCCAGUGUGAUUGCUGUUACCAACGACACAGGUUACAACCAAGCCUGUGUUCCCAAAAUGGUCAACCUCAACUCACAGACUGCCUACACCAUCCCCAUCCUGGCGUUUGCCUUUGUGUGCCACCCUGAGGUCCUGCCCAUCUACACCGAGCUCAAAAACCCAACCAAGCAAAGGAUGCAGCAUGUGUCCAACAUCUCCAUUGUAGUCAUGUACACCAUGUACUUCCUGGCUGCUCUGUUUGGAUACCUGACCUUCUAUGGUGAGGUGGAGUCAGAGCUGCUGCACACCUACAGCCGUCUGGACCCAUACGACACCCUGAUCCUCUGUGUCCGUCUGGCCGUGCUCACCGCUGUCACACUCACCGUCCCCAUAGUGCUCUUCCCUGUAAGGAGAGCCAUCCAGCAGUUGUUUUUCCCCAACAAGACAUUCUACUGGCCCCGCCACAUUGCCAUUGCUGUCACCCUGCUCACCCUCAUCAACAUGCUGGUCAUCUUCGCCCCUAACAUCCUGGGCAUCUUUGGCAUCAUCGGUGCCACAUCUGCCCCCUGCCUCAUCUUCAUCUUCCCUGCUGUCUUCUACAUCCGUAUUGUACCCGAAGAGGAGGAGCCCAUGCGCUCUACCCCCAAAAUCCUGGCUGCCUGCUUCGCUGGAAUAGGCUUCCUGUUUAUGGUAAUGAGCCUCAGCUUUAUCCUCAUUGAUUGGACGUCGGGGAGUAGCAAAGCCAGCAGCGGUCAUUAGGCUCCUUCUAUAAGUCUUCUGUUUUUAUAUUGUAAAUCUAGACCUGUAUUGUAUUUUCUCUGUGUUGUCAUGGAUCAUAUUUAGUAGAAGAUGCACUAUCUCUUCCUCCAGAAUGAGUGGGCCAUAGUGUCUAGAGAUGGGGAAUUCAAUCUUCUGGAGGUUUCUGCUCCCCGUUGGACUGCUUCUCACUUAAGGUCCAUGGAAUUGUAGCCCCAGCCAAACUGUGUAUAGAGGGAAAGGCCAACAUACUUUCCUGGGGAAGACGAUAGUGCAUUAGAAAGAAAUGGAAAGUCAUGCUGGCUUGCUGAAUCUGCCACCACCUCCCAUUCCAGCCCUGCCCUCCAGACCAGACCCAUAAUCUAUUACCCUAUAAACGUGUAAUCUGUCAAUCACAGCAAGAAUCUAACUGCCGCACUCUAGUCUAGAUAACCACAUAGCUUUCAGUAGGGGAGAAGAAGACACAACAGAUCGUUGGAGGCUGGGCAGUUCUUUCAUAUUUGUAGGCCAAGUAUACUGUGUUAAGUUAUUGAUGUAGUUAGGUCAUGGCAAUAUUCGGUACAAUAGCUGAGGGAAUGUGGCAUUAAAAGCUAUUGGACAGAGGCAGAGCGGUGGUUACUGUGGCAACGUCCAGUGACCCAUGCUGGUGUUGUCACCCCGGUGGCCAGAUGCCAUCCUUAAUCUACAUGCUCGGCUUCAUUCCUCACAGAUAUCAGAGGAUGGAACCAUGCAACUGAUAUGCAACUGUACAGUGUGUGCAGUCUUAUGACUCUACCAUUACAAUACAGUAUGAUAUAUAUACAGUAUCAGUCAAAAGUUUGGACACACCUACUCAUUCAAGGGUUUUACUUCAUUUUUACUAUUUUCUACAUUGUAGAAUAAUAGUGAAGACAACAAAACGAUGAAAUAACACAAAUGGAAUCAUGUAGUAGACGAAAACGUGUUAAACAAAUCAAAAUAUAUUUGAGAUUCUUCAAAGUAGCCACCCUUUGCCUUGAUGACAGCUUUGCACAUUCUCUCAACCAGCUUCACCUGGAAUGCUUUUCCAACAGGAGUUCCAACAUAUGCUGAGCACUUGUUGGCUACUUUUCCUUCACUCUUCACCAACUCAUCCCAAACCAUCUCAAUUGGUUUGAGGUCAGGUGAUUGUGGAGGUCAGAUCAUCUGAUGCAGCACUGGAGGUGUGGUGGGUCAUCGGGUGGCAGGUAGCCUAAUGGUUAGAGAGUUGGACUUGUAACCGAAAGGUUGCACGAUCGAAUCCCUGAGCUGACAAGGUAAAAAUCUGUCGCUCUCACCCUGAACAAGGCAGUUAACCCACUGUUCCUAGGCCAUCAUUGAAAAUAAGGAUUUGGUCUUAAAACCUGUUACGGCUAGACGUUCCGUUAGCGGAAAAUUGCAGAGCGCGAAAUUCAGAAUAAAUUAUUAGAAAUAUUUAACUUUCAUAAAAUCACAAGUGUAUUACACCAAAUUAAAGCUUAACUUCUUGUUAAUCCAGCCACCAUGACAGAUUUCAAAAAGGCUUUACGGCGAAAGCAAACCAUGCAAUUAUCUGAGGAAACAUCAUACAAACACGUGAAAUCAUAUUUCAACCAAGCAUGUGCGACACGAAAUUCAGAAAUAACGAUAUAAUUCAUGCCUUACCUUUGAAGAUCUUCUUCUGUCGGCACUCCAAUAUGUCUCAGAAACAUCACAAAUGGUCCUUUUGUUCGAUAAACUCCGUUUUCAUAUCCCCAAAAUGUCAAUUUAUUUGGCACGUUUGAUUCAGAAAUACACUGGUUCCAACUCGCACAACAUGACUACAAAUUAUCUAAUAAGUUACCUGUAAACUUGGUCCAAACAUUAAACAACUUUCGUAAUCCAACUUUAGGUAUACUAAAACGUAAAUAAUUGAUAAAAUUUAAGAUGGAAUAUACUGUGUUCAAUAGCGGAUAAAAUCAAUGUGGAGCACGCAACAAACAAAAGAGUACACUUGGCUUGACACACAGAAAAGGAAAGGGCUACUUCUUGAUUUCUCUAAGGAAAAAUAUCACCCAAUUACUAAAGACUGUUGACAUCUAGUGGAAGCCAUAGGAACUGCAACCAGGUGGCUCAUAAAUCUAGUUCCCCAUAGAAAACCAAUAGAAAACACAGUCACCUCAAUUUCUUUUUUCCUGGAUGGUUUGCCCUCGGGGUUUCGCCUGUCAAAUCAGUUAUGUUAUACUCACAGACAUAAUUGUAACCGUGUUUGAAACUUUAGAGUGUUUUCCAUCCAAAUCUACCAAUUAUAUGCAUAUCAUAGCUUCUGGGCCUGAGUAGCAGGCAGUUUACGUUGGUCACGCUUUUCAUCCGGAAGUGAAAAUACUGCCCCCUAUCCCAAAUAGGUUUUAACUGACUUGCCUAGUUAAAUAAAGGGAAGGAAAAGGUUGUCCUGUUGAAAAUGAUAGUCAAACUAAGUGCAAACCAGAUGUGAUGGUGUAUCGCUGCAGAAUGCUGUGGUAGCCAUGCUGGUUAAGUGUCCCUUGAAUUCUAAAUAAAUCACAGAUAGUGUCCCCAUGCUUCAUGUGGGAACCACAUAUGCGUUCAUCUACUCAGUGUCUCACAAAGACACGGCAGUUGGAACCAAAAAUCUCAAAUUUGGACAUAUCAGACAGAUUUCCACUGGUCCAUUGCUCGUGUUUCUUGGCCCAAGCAAGUUUUUCUUUUUAUUGGUGUCCUUUAGUAGUGUUUUUUUUUGCAGCAAUUCGACCAUGAAGGUCUGAUUCACGUAGUCUCCUCUGAACAGUUGAUCUUGAGAUGUGUCUGUUACUUGAACUCUGUGAAGCAUUUAUUUGGGCUGCAAUCUGAGGUGCAGUUAACUCUAAUGAACUUAUCCGCUGCAGCAGAGGUAACUCUGGGUCUUCCUUUCCUGUGGUGGUCCUCAUGAGAGACAGUUUCAUCAUAGCGCUUGUUGGUUUUUGUGACUGCACUUGAAGAAACUUUAAAAAUUCUUGACAUUUUCGGCAUUGACUGACCUUCAUGUCUUAAAGUAAUGAUGGACUGUCGUUUCUCUUAGCUUUUUUGAGCGGUUCUUGUCAUAAUAUGGACUUGGUCUUUAACCAAAUAGUGCUAUCUUCUGUAUACCUCCCCUACCUUGUCACAACACAACUGAUUGGCUCAAACGCAUUAAGAAGGAAAGAAAUUCCACAAAUUAACUUUUAACAAGGCACACCUGUUAAUUGAGAGAAUGCCAAGAGUGUGAAAAGCUGUCAUCAAGGCAAAGGGUGGCGACUUUGAAGAAUUUCAAAUCUCCAAUAUACCUCCAAUAUAUAUCUUUAACACGUUUUUGUUUACUACAUGAUUCCAUAUGUGCUAUUUCACAGUUUUGAUGUCUUCACUAUUAUUCUACAAUGUAGAAAAUAGUAAAAAUAAAGAAAAAUCCUGGGAUGAGUAGGUGUGUCCAAACUUUUGACUGGUACUGUAUAUACAGAUAUAUAUAUAUAUAUAUUUUUUUUCAUUAUUUUUUUGAUAAAGAAAGAUUGGGUAUGGAUUUUUCAGUCUAUCCUCAGCAACAGUAUUGAGGCUAGCAUUUCACAUUGGUGUGUCUCUUCGAUAUGUGCACUGAACUAUAUCAGAAUAGCUUUUUCAUGGUUCGAGGAGCAGCUCUGAUGUCUAAAAUGGAAGGAAUGCCUGGCUAUGAGCUGCCUCCUCAGCCUGGCUAUGAGCUGCCUCCUCAGCCUGGCUAUGAGCUGCCUCCUCAGCCUGGCUAUGAGCUGCCUCCUCAGUAUGAGAGUCUGUUAUCGAGGUGUUGGAGGUGGAGGGUACUGUUAACCUCAUCCGGGAUCAGUGGGGGUGUAUAUCUCUUCAUCGUCAUGUUUUGAUAUUGAGAUGGCUCACUGAUCUAGGACCAGUGUUCUAAGUGUAAGAGGAGGCUCUCUACCCAGGUUUGUUGUUAUGCUGUUUCUGAACAUUUACUAAGAGUAAUCAGAGAUAAACAAAACAAAAAAAUUAAAAACUCACAGGGUCAAUUCAUUACGUGGAGAAUCAAGGAUGGCGUGUGUAAAUAUAGUUAUUUCCAGGACAAGCCCGUUUUUGAGCUUGUUCCCUAACUAAAGAUUAGUCUAGUGCCAUGGUGCCAUGAUGAGAACACAAUGUGGUGUCAAUGUCUCUCUAACAUCCCUGCAAAGUAGGUGGUUAGUUAUAGCACUGUCAGCUGAUAAGCACAACUUUUUCCGAUAGCCAAUUAAUCAAUUGACAUGCAAACAAUUUAUUUGUAAGAUACUCAUACAUUUUAUAGAUAUGAUUUUAACGGACUACCCUUCGUAAUAACCAUCUAUGAACAUGUGUCUAAAUCCUAAGUAAGUUAUAUCAACCUGUGUAUGUUACAUUACAAAAAUAUAUGUAUUUACGGUCUAACAUGGUACAAGGAUGUUUCCUCCAACUACUUGAAGCUCUUUCUCUCCUGUUCGGUGUCUGCAUAAGUGCUCAGCAGUCCUGCAAUGAUUUAAGUGUGAACAUGGUGUGUGAACAUGGUGUAUGUCUGUUCAUCUGCUUCAAUAUGGAAAGAACACAACUGUGUACAGUGGAUGUACUGUGAGGAUUGUGAGUGUGUCCAUGUUGUUGAAAUGAAGCAUGGAUGUAUUGUAUUUGAAUUGUGGUACUUAUACACUAUAUUGUAUUGUGAAACAAUCAAGGGAUUCAUUAACCAUAAGUGUAAAUGAAGUGUUGAUCUCUUAUCAUUAUGCAGUAUUUAAUGAGCAUGUAAGUUUUAAAAGCCUGACUAAACCUUUCAUAAUUUCAGACUAGAGUGUUGUCAGGUAUGAGUGGCAUAUUAUUUCUGGUCAGUUUUUUAAACAUCCCUGUCUGCCAACUCCUUGUGUUGAGCAGGUUUGAUAGAUCAGGUGAAUUGUCCCUUGUCUCUCUCUGUUGUUUUGCUUGUGAUGAAGUUGCAGAUUCAACAUUACAUACAGUGAGUGCUGUAAUAUUGUACACAAGUAUUGUAUCAUUGUUCUGUCAAACCUAGUUGUGAGGGCAAAAAAAGUCCUCUCUCAAUCAAUCAUUGAUCAACUCUUCCUCAGAGAAUGAUGACCAUUCUGCAUGUUCCAGUAUAUAGAGAGACUGGUCAGUAUCAGCCAGCUCAGCUCUGCUCUCUCUGUCUAUUACUCAUUUAUGUCAUAGCUUAACAGAUGAUUCUGUUUCCAUUUAGAUAAAGAUAAAUGUUUAAAGGCAGAUAUUUUAACAACAUGUUUGUGUUAUUCUGAUGCCAUAUACAACUGUUACUGGUAUAUUAUUCUGGGGCGGCAGGUAGUCUAGUGGUUAUAACGUUGGACUAGUAACCGAAAGGUUGUAAGAUCGAAUCUCCGAGCUGACAAGGUAAAAAUCUGUCAUUCUGCCCCUGAAAAGGGCAGUUAACCCACUGUUCCUAGGCCGUCAUUGAAAAUAAGAAUUUGUUCUUAACUGACUUGCCUGGUUAAAUGAAAAAAUAAAAAAUCUGUGACAUACAGUAUCAGCCCUUAAAAAUAUAAUUUAUUAGCACCAGGGGGGGACAUUGUAAAAGUGGCUGAUCUGAUACCUUGACUAGUCUGGUAACUUGCUCCAUACAGUAUCAAACUCUCAUUUCCUUGUGUGAAUUAAUGAAAUUGGUAUAUGAGUUUAUAACAACUUUAAUGAAAUAUUGACUUCGGCCAGCAUUUAUAAAUAAUGUAUAUAAAUGUAAACCCUUUUCAUUCAAUAUGCAUAUCUAGUUUGCAUAAUGUAAAAAGCAGGUACAGUUUUAGUUUGAUAAUUAAAAACAUAAAUGUAAUCAUUUUUAAAGUGCUUUUAAACCUAUUUGCCCUUCCUUUUAUGUCUUUAUUUUCUUGUAUAUCAAUAUAUUUGAAUACAUUGCUGGCAGUAAUUGUACUGUAAACAAUGUUGCAAUAAAAAUAAUAA